UAUUUUUGAGACAGAGAGAGACAGAGCAUGAACAGAGGAGGGUCAGAGAGAGAGGGAGACACAGAAUCCGAAGCAGGCUCCAGGCUCUGAGCUGUCAGCACAGAGCCUGAUGCGGGGCUCGAACUCACAGACCGCGAGAUCAUGACCUGAGCCAAAGUCGGAAGCUCAACCCACUGAGCCACCCAGGAGCCCCACUUCUUACUUUAAAAGUCGUUAAAGAAGCAAACUUAAAAAACGAACAAAAAAAAGUUGCCAUUUCAUUAACCCUUCAGCCCCAGAUAAAAUUUUGCUGAAAUUACUCAUUGUUCUUUUCUUCAGCAAAUAUGUAUUGAGAACCUUCGCUGUGUUGGCCCUUAGGGUAUGAGGUGAUUCCGUGUUUCUGGUUUCAGGGAGUUGACAGAUAAGCAGUGUGGACCUGACUAAGUAAGGACUUGCUACGAACUGGCUUCUGGAAGUGCUGCCUCAGGGACUCUUUGACCGUGACCAUUUUCUUUCAGGGAGUUAGUUUGAAGUGAUUUGUGUUGCCAAACCGAACGCUUGUUUUCCUGCAAGAUGAAAGGAGACAGCCAUGAAUGAGCCACUGGACAGUUUUGCAAAUGCUUCUUCCGACUUCCCCGAUUUUGCAGCGCCUUUUGGAAAUUGCACUGAUGAAAAAAUCCCACUCAAGAGGCACUACCUCCCUGUAAUAUAUAGCAUCAUCUUCCUGGUGGGCUUUCCAGGGAACGCAGUAGCGAUUUCCACUUACAUUUUCAAAAUGCGGCCGUGGAAAGGCAGCACCGUCAUUAUGCUGAACCUGGCCUGCACAGACCUGCUGUAUCUAACCAGCUUCCCUUUCCUGAUUCACUACUAUGCCAGUGGCGAAAACUGGAUCUUUGGGGAUUUCAUGUGCAAGUUCAUCCGCUUCGGCUUCCAUUUCAACCUGUACGGCAGCAUCCUCUUCCUCACCUGUUACAGCAUCUUCCGAUACUUCGUGAUCAUUCACCCCAUGAGCUGCUUUUCCUUUCACAAGACUCGAUGGGCCGUGGUGGCCUGUGCUGUGGUGUGGAUCAUUUCCCUGGUGGCCGUCAUUCCCAUGACCUUCCUGAUCACUUCAACCACCGGGCCCAAUAGAUCGGCCUGCCUCGACCUCACCAGUUCGGAUGACCUCGCCACUAUCAAAUGGUACAAUCUAGUCUUGACUGCAACUACUUUCUGCCUUCCCCUGGUGAUAGUGACACUGUGCUAUACAAUGAUUAUCUGCACCCUAACCCAAGGACCUCAGAAUCACAGCUGCCUUAAGCAGAAAGCUAGAAGGCUAACCAUUCUGCUACUCCUCGUGUUUUACAUAUGUUUUUUACCCUUCCACAUCUUGAGGGUCAUUCGGAUCGAAUCUCGACUGCUUUCAAUCAGCUGCCCCAUCGAGAAUCAGAUCCAUGAAGCGUACAUCGUUUCUAGGCCGUUAGCUGCCCUGAACACCUUCGGUAACCUGUUACUGUAUGUGGUGGUCAGUGACAACUUCCAGCAGGCCCUCUGCUCGAUGGUGAGAUGCAAAGCCAGUGGGGACCUGGAACGAGCAAAAAAAAUCAGUUACUCAAACAACCCUUGACAUACUUCAUUUAGUCAACCAAGAAGAAAAGCCUGCUGAUAUUUUAACUUCUAAGUCCAGAACGGCUCCCUCAGUGGCUCUCAGGAAAUAUUGUAUGUUCAGGUAAUCACGUGCCAAAGCCAAGACGGGGCUACCGGGAGUUCUUGGUAACCUGUUUAUUGAGAUCUUCCCUAGGGUAGAGGUAAGAAUGGGAUACAUGCAUAUCAGCAGAAGAUUCACAUGUAGAAUCCAAACUAUUAGAAAUCAGGGACAUCUUGCAAAACAUCUAGUCUUGGGGCACCUGCAUGGCUCAGUUGGUUAAGCCUCCAAAUCUUGAUUUCGAUUCAGGUCAUGAUCUCGAAGUUCAUGAGUUCGAGCCCCUCACUGGGGCCUGCACUGGCACUGAGGAGCCUGCUUGGGAUUCUCUCUCACCCUUUCUCUCUCUGUCCUCCUCAGCUCUCACUUUCUCUCUCUCUCCUCUUUCUCCAAACAAAAAAAUAGAUAAACUUAAAAAAAAGAAAAACAUGCCCUAGAUCUGUCAGGAAGUUAGUGCCAAGAUUGGGGAAAACCAAGCUACUCACUCAUGGUUUCAUGCCCCCUUCAUACUGGGGCCUGUUUGUGUUGAACCCCCAGACUAUCCAAGGCAUUAUUUAUCUCUUUUUCAGUAUUCUUUUUGUUUUCAUUUCAUAGCUUUAAAACUUACUCUUUCAAACUUUGCUUUGAGGCCAUUAAACUGCGUUUCUCACAAGGCUUUAGUCAAGUAGAUUCAAGGUGGUCAGUACAAUUCACCUGAGACACCCCAAAGAUGUCAGUGCAAAUAACAACAUAUGUGGGUCAUUAUGUCUGUAUUGUUGUAGGUCGUUUUAAAAGUUGCUGCUGAUUUAUAAAAAUGAUCAACUAAUACUAGUUAUUAUCACCACAUCCUGGGGAAGGAGGAGCCACUUCUUGGGGAAACAGAAGUCCUUUUAAAUACCUUGUAUAUAGGGGCGCCUGGGUGGCUCAAUCGGUUGGGUGUCCAACUUCGGCUCAGGUCAUGGUCUCACUGUUUGCGGGUUCGAGCCCCGCGUCGGGCUCUGUGCUGACCACUUGGAGACUGGAACCUGCUUCGGAUUCUGUGUCUCCCCCUCUCUCUGCCCCUCCCAUGCUCAUGCUCUGUCUCUCUCUGUCUCUCAAUAAUGAAUAAAUGUUAAAAAAUUUUUUUAAAUAUCGUGUAUAUAUUGGAUGUUAAGUAAAAUCUAACGUCGUCAUGAUUUCUGUGGAAAACGAUUCUCGGAAACACCGAUUCCCUUUAGAUAACGUUCUCUUUUGUGACUCUCUUGAAAAUAUGUUAUCUAUUUAUUUUAACAGCUAAAGCUAUUUUUGAUUUAUGUGUGUGCCUAAUUAUCACAAUAUAAGUUGAAAUAAUUUGAGAAAAAUGCUCAGUCUGGACAUUUAAAACCUUAGUAAAUGUGUCGAUACAAUUAAUAAACUAAUUUAUAAAUUUUUUAUGUUUGCUUUUGAGAGAGAGACAGAGCAUGAGCAGGGGAGGGGCAGAGAGAGAGAGGGAGACACAGAAUCUGAAGCAGGCUCCAGGUUCCGAGCUGUCAGCACAGAGCCCGACGCAGGGCUCGAACUCACAAACCGCGAGAUUGUGACCUGAGCCAAAGUCGGAUGCUUAAGCAACUGAGCCACCCAAGUGCCCCAAUAAACUAAUUUAAAGACACUGGAUAAAUACUGAAUAAGCUGGUAGUAUUUUUCUGUGAAAGUGCAGCUUUACCACCAUUAUAUAUAUUUACAUGAAGCUUACGUUCUCCAUGUGUAGAGAGCAAAACUGUUUGUGACUUUCAGGUUCUUCUAGAACAUUACAUCUGACUUAGACCUAAGUAAAGAUGUGCUCUGGGAGCCUCUGCCAGGCUUGCAGGGGGAAGAAAGAGGCAGGCCGAAGGCUCCGCACAUGGAUGUUUCUGGAUGAUGACACUGUCUCCACCACCCACCUUCUGAGCCAUCGUCUCCAGGGCCUUUCCAGAGCAUAAGGAACGAGUUGUUUGACUGGAGGGCUUGACUUCCUCAUGCGCGUUGGCUGCACAGCAUGAAACAGCAUUCAGAGGCCCGCUGGGAACCUGAAGGCCGGGUAGCUCUCCUUCCCAUCUACCCAGUGUCCCGCCCUCACCAAAGUGUGGACAGGUCAGCCUCUGUACCACAGCUGUUAUUAUUCUAGCCCGGGACGCAAACCCCUUUCUGUCUCUAUUCUUUCUUAUUUCAAAGAUUUUACCCACCAGAAAAAAAGCCACCCGAAUCUCCUUUAUGUCUGUCUCAACUGUCUCUGUAGAAUCUUUUUUAUCCUUUUCCUUCUUCCCACAAACGUACAGAACAGUAAAUCAUUUCUCUUUCUGAUUCCAAUUCUUCCACUGUGUCUUUGGUCCUUACUCUGCUGUCUUAGGGAUUUUACUCUGCCACUGAAUCCUAUUUUCUCAAAUUUUUAACAUUUCUAUUACCUUGGAUAACCGACCUUAGUUUGGGAACAUGCAUAAUAUUCCUUUAUCCUCAAAAUACCUUCGCUCACUCAGCUGUGUUAUUCUUUUAUUGGCCUUGCUCCCUGCAGGUAUGGGUCAGGUGCAGAUGACAGUCUGUCCUCCAGGGUUCUGCUGAUAGAAUAUAAUCGCAAAGAUCCGAGCUAAAUUAGACUCAAAGGGUCAGUCUUAUUUUCCAAAGUAAAGAGUUCUGGGCUAAUUGUGUUUGGAACUGAGGCCAAAAGAAGAGAUUGAUGAUACUCCCAAGACUAGAAUAGGACCCGAAUGACCUUGUCUCAUAGUUGUAGGCCAAGAAAGUACGGGGACAAAAGAGCAGAGCUCUGACUGUCUGCCAGAGAGGGAGCUGCUGGGUCUUCUCACCAUAUGAGGAAUCUAAGUUCAAGUCAGGCCCAAUGUGCUUGAGUGCAGGGAAUCUAGAAAAAACUGUUCCAAACUUUAGCGACGCGAUAACCCCUCCACUUUGUUUUUAACUGUCGAUCAUAGAAUUUUUAAAAAAAUGUUUUCUUUUUAAUUUUUAUUUUAGAGAGAGAGAGAGUGUGAGCGGGGGAAAGGGACAGAGGGAAAGAGAGAGUGCACAAGAGAGCAUCUCAAGCAGACUCCAUGCUCAGCAUGGAUCCUGACAUGGGGCUCAAUCCCCCGACCCUGGGAUCAUGACCUGAGCUGAAAUCAAGAUUCAGACGCUCAACCGACUGAACCACCCAGGAGCCCCUAUCAUGGAAAUUUAAAUGGUCAAAGAAGUAGAAAAAGUAACAAAAUGACCUCCCAUAUCCAUGACUGAAUGUCACCAGUAACCAACAUCCUGCCAUUCUUGUUUCAUCCAUUCCCCCCACCCUUUUGGUUUUUUUUGCUAGAAUAUUUAAAAGCAAAUCCUAGGAAACAUAGUAGUUUCACCUAUAAAUGCUUCAACAUUGAUCUCUUUCAAAAAGCAGAAAACCAAACAAAAUAAAAAAUUAUUUCUUAAUAUUAUCUAAUAUCCAAUCCUUAUUUUCCUUCCCUUGGUUACCCCAAACAUGUCUUUAUACAGUUGGCUUUUUCAAAUUAGGGUCCAGGCAAGGUCUAUGCACUACAUGUGGUUGAUAGGUCUAUCAAAUUUCUGUUCAUCUAUUAGAGUUCCCCUUUCCUUUAUUUAUUGUCAUCUAUUUACUGAAGGGAUUGAGUCAUUUGCCCUGUGGAAUCUUCCUCAUUGCGUUUUAAUUCCGUUCGGCUGUUUGUCAUGUGGCUCCAUGCCCUGCAUUUGGUGUAAAUUAGAAAGAACUGGAGUUUAGAUUAGAUGUAGAUUCUUUUCUCCCACCCUCGCACCCUCCCUCCUCUCCCUUUCUUUCCCUCCCUCCCUCUUUCCCUGCCUCCUCUCCUUCCUCCUUUGUUUUCUUUUCACAGAAACAGGACUCCACCUCAGGAGGUAUAGGGCCUGACUGCUCUCCAUUUAACGAUUGAGCAGGGGUUUCAGGAUGUAUCAGCCUGAUCCUUGUAUCAUAAGGAUCCUUUGCCCUUCAUAGUUUUUCCGUCAUUACUUAUUGUCUGGACCCACUAGGGUGUUCACAGUGGUGACUUUUAAAAGUCUAACACCCUUCUGCUUUCAUUUGUUAAGACUUUUCUGUAAAGAUCUUUAACCCAUCAACUGUCUCUUCCCCUGCUACUCUGAGCACAGACCCACCGAUUACAUUUAGCUCCUCCUCCUCCUUUGGGAAGGCACAAAUAAGGCAUGAAAAGACAGAGUGUAAGUACUGGCAGAGUAUCCUUUCUGUAUGGGCCACAUUUUUGUUCUUUAACUCUUCAGGGUUAACGGCCAUGCCUGUGACCCACAGGGUUAGAGCUGCAGCCUUGGGGACCGAGCUGGCCUUGUUGUGCCAUGCUUCUACAAACCCACCUUAGUGCCUCUGUGUAUCUUCUUGGACUACGGCAGGGCAUUUUCACUUUCCCCUAGAGAGCUCUGAGAAGAGGGAGAACAAGGCAUUAAUAAUGACAAGGCCACGUAGCACUUGAGGCCAAAUGCUCACUUCCUGUGCUAAUUUCAUUCUUAAAUUCCACCCAGCGAACACCGUUCAAUACAAUCUACCUGAUACUAUACAAUGAGUCCAGAUGAUAUCAGAUGAUACAAGGCCAGCAAGGCAAAAAUCCCUGAAGGGUGAGAGCCCUGUUCAUUACUGAGUUCCUGGGAAGAAACUACAUUUGUUAUGCACAUUGAUCUGUCUUCUUUCAAUUCUAUUUCCUUUUCUGCACUUUCUUCUGAAUAUUCUCUAUUUAUCUUUCAUUAAUCCUGGCUUGUACUAUAGAUAAUUUGCUAUGAAACUCAUGCAUCGAAUUCCUGAUUUCAGAUAUUGUAUUUUUUUUUUAAUUUAUACAAUGUACUUUUGGUUCUCUUUAUUCUACCACUUCUGUGAAGUAGUUUUUGUUGUUGUUGUUGUUGUUGUUGUUGUUGUUUUUGUCUUUUGAUCUGUUUUGUCCCUUUCCCUAUAUUUUCUAGAACUGAAUAAUCAGUUAUUUUAAAGUCCCAAUCUAUUUGCUCCAAUGUCAUAUCACCAUUGGGUCUGCUUCUCUUGUCUGCCAUUUUGCCUGUGUUUAUGGGUCAUGGGAUCCUGUCUCCUUGAAUGUCUAUUAGUUUUUGCUUGACUGAUAAAAAUUGCCCAUAAGAGAAUCAAAGGGACUCCCCUGAGAGGUUUUUAUUUCAGUUAUUUUACUUUUUGAUUAUAAAGUUUUUAUUUAAUUCCACUUCUGAAAUUUCCUCUCACUCACUAAAUAAGUGAGAGAGUUAAAAGAAACUCUUCAAGCAUAUUUACAUAGCUCCUUUAUUAUCUUUGUCUAUUAAAUCUAGCAGGACUGGCUGUCUUGUCUUACUUCUGGUGGCUCCAGAAGGAAGCCAUUUCCUGGCAUUUUCCAGGUUCUAGAAGCCACCUCAUUCCUUGGUUUAUGGCUGCUCUUUCCAUCUUCAAAGCCAACAUCUUCAAUUCUCUCUGAUUUGUGCUUCUAGGUGACUAUCUCCUCUGCCCAACUCUGAUUCUCCUACUUCUUUUUAUUGUAUCUCUUGCAAUUACCUUGGGCCCACCUGGGUAACUCAGGAUAAUCUCUUCAUCUCAAAAUCCAUAAUUGAAUCACAUCCUCAAAUCCCUUUUCCUGUGUAAUGUAGGAUAUUUACAGGUUCCUGGGAUUAGGACAAGGACAUUUUUGGAAGGCUGUUACACAGCUGACCACAGUGGUUUCUUAAAGAGCAACUGACUCAAGUAACAAUAAUAACAAUGUAAAGUGACCUUGAGGCUGGUUUCUGAUUGCUUUUUUUUUUUCUUGGCUGUGAGACACAUCUUUCUGUUUUUCAUGUGUAAUCAUUUUUUACUGAAUACGGGAUAUUGUGAGUACAUCAUUGUAGAGAUUCUAGAUUCUAUUAUUGUCCUCUGAAGAUUGGUGACUUUUCUCUAGUAGACACAGCAUUUACUUGCUAAUCACUUUAAAAUUAUGUUGACUCGGUUCUACAAAUUUUUAAAGAACAGAUUUGUGAAAAGUCCACGAUGUUUUCCAUACCCUUCUAACACAGCAGGACCCAAAAGCCAAAUUCUGUUUCUCCUUUGGUCUUGUCCAGAUUUGGCUUUAGGCUUUUUUUGUCAAAGCAUGUCUAGAAUAGACCUUACUCUAGGGCAUGGUCUUUACAGCUAAGACACAGCUUUCUGCCGUCUCAGCAAGAUGCGUUAAUGGAGUGUUAGUGAGAUUUUUCUUCCCUGGUUGGGCCAGAUGCCCUCGCACUGCUUGACCACUGGUGUCUCUGAUGCCAUAACAGCAUCUUACUGGUGAAUAUCAAGUAGUCUCUCCUUGCAAACAAGAAUCACAGGAAAUCUGCAUAUAUUUCUGCCCCUAAGCUCCCCAUGAUUUCUUUGUCCUUGGUGCUCUGCUCCAAAUAUUUCAAAUGAUUCAACAAUGCCAAACUCUGGCCUCUGUCUCCUUAGAUCAACGGGACCACAGGACUGCUGUCUUCCGCUUAGACUUCAGAUUUCUGCACCACAGUCAGGAAAUUAUUUCCGGACAGAGAGCCCGGGUGACCGUGGUGCUUAUAGCAUUACCUCGUCUAUAGUCCCAGCCUGAAAACAUUGGAUCCUGUGUUUCGCCCGGUCCUAGUGUUGCUAACAGUGGGAGAGCCUCUCCCUGACGUUCUACUGUACCGUGUACCAGGUGGGGGAGCGGUAUCCGUGUGGAGGAUUCCUGCCUUUCUCAUUAAUGCUUUCCACAAAACAUGGGAGAUUUUAGGGGCUCCUGGGUGGCUCGGUCAGUUGAGCGUCCGACUUCGGCUCAGGUCAUGAUCUCACAGUCCGUGAGUUCGAGCCCCGCGUCGGCUCUAUGCUGACAGCCUAGAGCCUGCUUCGGAUUCUGUGUCUCCCUCUCUCUUUCUCUCUGCCCUUCCCCCCUCAUGCUCUGUCUGUCUGUCUCUCUCUCUGUCAAGUACAAAUAAACAUUAAAAGAUAGUUAAAAUGUGGGAGAUUUUAAUUUAAACAUGGAGGUGAGUCGCCUCCUCUCCUCAAGUGACACUAGAGCAAUGACAGGAGCAUAAGUAUAAAGAUAUUGGAAGGUAUGGAAGCUGAGAACCCAUGGUUGAGUGGUGAAGCCAGACAAAAACAGGGCUGGUAAUGCGGGGAAUCUGUAGGUAGGCUGACGUACUCCGGUUAACUGCAAAAUGCUUAGGAGUUACAACUACCACUAGCUCCCUCUCGGGGACGGUUGUAAAUGGGACUGACAACAGGAUGUUUGGUUUAAAGCCUGAAUAAGAAACAACGGCAUCUCCAGAGACUCUCCCUUCUCCUGUGCAAACCGACGACUGUCCCUUUCCCACACCAGAAUUCAAGGCUCUUCAUUCUGGGGAGGUUGAAGCAAGAAGUUUCUUGGGGACAAUAGACAAAACCGAAGGCAGCAGAAAAGCGAGGUGCCAAGUACUGGAUAAAAAGACGUGGCUCUGCUACCAAGGGCAACUCGUGCUUGCACUUCCUAGCAGAAGAUUGGUGCGUUCUUCUCUAUGGAAAUGAAAAUACAGCAAUAACCGAUACAAAUUCCUGAUGUGGAAGAACGGCUUUCUUCAUGCACCCAGGUGAUCUGACUUCAGAGCCUGUGUGCAGAACUACUACACUCUCCUGACUUACAUAAAAGGAGAGAAAAUACUCGAUGCUAACAGCUGGGGAACGGCUCAGCCUGCUCACCCACGGGGCUGCCUACGAGUUGACCCCCUCGUCAACCCUGCUUCUCAGUGCCUUCCUCUUCAGAAUGAGCGGUCAGCCACAAAUAACAAGGCGACCGAUGAAAGCCUGGAGUAGGGAUCAGAGACUCCAAAAUGAACACACAGGGAAAAAGCACUCAGGGAAACAGAAACACCGUAGGGAGCAUAAGAAAAUUUCAAAAAAAAAAACCCUAUAAAUUAAUACUCUCAGAGACAUCUUUGAAACAGACCAGGAGGUUUUAAAAGAAUGACUGUUCAAAAGACAACAAAGAACUCUUGGCUACUGAGCAGGGGGAGGUUAGUGGGGUUAUUCCACAUGCCCUCCGCUACCUGCCCACGUCUUGGCAUGUGCUCUGCACUGGGGAGCCGAGAGUUCUCCUGGCAUCUUCUUUCAAUUUAUUGUAAAUGUUUCAUAACUAGAAGAAAGUCUCCGAGGCUGGUAGUAUGAUGCCAGAGUUAUUUCCUGAUAUCAGUGCAGGUAAAGCAUUCUCUGAUUUUUGUAAUCUUGAGUGCCUCUGUGAGGUUUUAGGAAAGUGGGAUGUCUUUAAGUGUACCUAAACACUGAGUUCCUUGAAGUUGCCCUAUUUCCUUCUUAUUUUACCUGUGUGAUCACAUACGAAAUAAGAGUAUAUGUUACGUGAUUAUAUAGUAGCAUAUCAUUUUUUUUUCCUGUGAUUUGAAAACAUGCUCAUAGCCUGAACAUUGUUUUUCUUUCUAGAAAUGCUCGCUGACACUACCUUAAUGCUUCUAAAUGAUUUUUGGGGGGUUAGUCACAAGACCUUGCAGGAACAUUAACAGAAAAAUAAAACAUA
Messenger RNA from Acinonyx jubatus (cheetah), 10074 nucleotides. RefSeq names its product oxoglutarate receptor 1 (gene OXGR1). Gene Ontology annotation, cellular component: plasma membrane. The transcript has 2 exons. The coding region runs from base 569 to 1585 and encodes 338 amino acids. Gene Ontology annotation, molecular function: G protein-coupled receptor activity. Gene Ontology annotation, biological process: G protein-coupled receptor signaling pathway. The record is from RefSeq and is a predicted model, not a curated record. Lineage: Eukaryota; Metazoa; Chordata; Mammalia; Carnivora; Felidae.